CAAAAAAAAAGCCACUAAGCAUAUCACUGUAGAUCUGUGUGACUGUAGUUGGUUUAUUUGUAUUAUUGAAACAUGAAGGGAAAAGAGGGUGGUAAGAGGGCCGUUGGGGUGUUGGUUCUGUUCUUGAUGAGCAUCAUACUGAUGCUGAUGAUUUGCAUGGUUGAGGGUGCUGUUGUAUCAGAUGAGAAUGAGUACGCAUGUAAAUUAUUAGAUAUUAGAAUGCGAAGUAAGCAUGAAAUGAAGAAAAUGAUUAGAGCUAAUAGGGUUCUUAAUAGAUUGAUUAAAAACAUUCACUCGGGAAGUAAGAAUACCUUGUUGAAGAAUCAGUACGCUUUAGAUUUACAACAAUUGAAGGAUGACAUUAAAAAGGAAAAGAAAUGGCUUGGUAUGUCAAAAAGGGAGCUUUCUCAAAUGUGUAAUUUAUGGACUACCAACAAAAAGCAAAAUACUGAAAUUAAGCAGGAUGCUAGUUUGAAAUCUGAACCAAUUCCAGAGAAACCUUCAGAAAAAUCAAUUGAAAAUGAAUCAAAGUCAUCUGAACCAACUUCUGAACCUCUUCCAAAGGAAGAAUCUGAAAAAUCAAAUGAUGGACCUGUUUCAGAACAACAACCUGUUAAGAAUGAAGAGAAUCAAAAUCCUUCAACAGCAUCACAACCAAAGGAAGAAAAAGCAACUGCUGAACCAGAAAUUGCGCUUUCACCUUCACAGGAAACAAGCUCUUCUCAAACAGAACCUCUUCCAAGGGAAAGAGGUUCAGCUACUGACGAUAGUAGUAGUAAUUCCCAGGCCAAUGAGAGUACAGAUUCAGUUAACGAGGAAAAGCAUAUUCCUCCACCAAGAGAAGUUCCACCAGCUCAAUCCUCACAAUCAGAAGAAGAGGUCAGCAAAAAUGUUGACGAAAGUGGAAUGCCUCUUCCUCCAAUGAUUAAUCCAGAGCCUCUUCAACCAAAUAUCAUCAACUUGGGAGAAAAUGAAGCACCAAUUAAUUCCCAGACAAGUGACAGCACAAAUUUAGAGAAAGAGGAUGAAAAGCCUAUUUCUCCACCAGGAGAAGUUCCACAACAAUCAGAAGAGGAGGUCAGCAAAACGGUUGACGAAAGUGGAAUGCCUCUUCCUCCAAACACAAGAAUGGAUACUCUGUCUACUAAACCAAGUGUUUCAAUUGAAUCUCCAACAAAUGACCAAGUUGAAUCUGGAAAUCAAAACAUUAAGGAUACAAGUUCAUUAAAUGCUCCUUCUUACUCAAAUGACGAAGACAAGGGUGAUGAAAACAAAGAUCAAUCAGUAAGUGAUAACAGCGAAGAGUCAAAUGAGUCCAAUAAUCAAGAACGUGAACAAUCCCUCACCAAUGAAUUCGGUCUUGAAGGAGAUGAAAGGUUCAUGGUUCGUAGAGAAAGCGAAAAAGUUGAAUUAUACCAAGAUCAUGAAUCAGAAGUGCCAGAAGUUGACUAUGAUAUCGAUCUUGAAAAUACCAGAGAAGUUAACCAUUGA
Messenger RNA from Naegleria gruberi, 1491 nucleotides. RefSeq lists its product as uncharacterized. The transcript has a single exon. The coding region runs from base 73 to 1491 and encodes 472 amino acids. The record is from RefSeq and is a predicted model, not a curated record. NCBI's taxonomy places the organism in Eukaryota, Heterolobosea, Eutetramitea, Acrasida, Naegleriidae.